Messenger RNA from Cuscuta epithymum, 953 nucleotides. The record is from the annotation of a GenBank genome assembly. Lineage: Eukaryota; Viridiplantae; Streptophyta; Magnoliopsida; Solanales; Convolvulaceae.
ACGCUCUUCCGCCGAAGUCGAAUAUCGCGCCAUGGCAGUCACAGUUAGUGAAAUAUUAUGGUUGCGUUGGUUACUCCAGGACCUUACAGUCAAUCAAAUAGGUCCCACGCCUCUUUAUUGUGACAAUCAAGCAGCAAGGCACAUUGCACUAAAUCCUGUUUUUCAUGAACGCACAAAACACGUAGAAAUGGAUUGUUAUUUUGUAAGAGAAAGAGUUGCUAGUAAAGAGAUUCAGCCAGUAUCUAUCUCCACAACCAAUCAAGUGGCUGACAUUUUCACCAAAGCACUUGGCACUGAUCGUUUUCAGUUUCUUCGAAGCAAGUUGGGUGUUCGUAAUCUUCACACUCCACCUUGAGGGGGAGUAUUGAGAUAUUAUUAAUUAACUAAGUUAUUAGCCUUUAUAUUUUCAUUAUUGAAUAUGUAAUGUUUGGUGUUGAUAAGAUAGACAUACGUGGUAGCAUGUCAUACAUAUGGCCCAUGCACCACUUCCAUCCCCUUUCCCAUAUCAUUUGCUUGUACUAUAUAUAUGUGUGUAAUUCGUAUAUUCAAUGUAAGAAACAUGCAUGUUAUGUGCAUCUCACCUUUAGUGAAGGGUUUUCUCAUUUUCAAUGUCCUUAGACUGAGCUUAGAAGUCAAUGUAAGGGUUAUCACCAUUAACAGUUCCUUUGACUUGUGAGAAUUUCUGGAUCCAGGUGUAUGUAUAAUCUACCGUUACAAAAAAAAAAUUGUCAAGAUCAUCGGAGAUCAUGAUGACAGUUUGUCCAAGCCGAGAUAAUCUUCAAAUCCCUCAAUCCGCUAUAGUUAGGGUGAGUGAUCGUUUCUACGUCUAAUUAGAUAGUAAGGGAACUUUCGGGUUAUGAUGAGUACGUUUGGUAGCAGGAGGCUGGUCAAUAUUGAAAAGUUUGUAAUGUGUUCUUGGAUUCUACUCCGUAAUAUAAUCAGUCAGCUGCCUU